This is a messenger RNA of Periconia digitata, 3969 nucleotides long. Lineage: Eukaryota; Fungi; Ascomycota; Dothideomycetes; Pleosporales; Periconiaceae. The record is from the annotation of a GenBank genome assembly.
CCACAAUCAGCUCAUGACAAGGUUAUCAACAACUCCGCUUUCCUCGAUAUGCGCAACUUGAGAGUUGUUGGGCGGUCGCUGCUUCGAUUCUCCGGCGAAGAUCCAUUACCCCUCACUGCCACAGCCUGGGACGUCACAUCGAAUGCUCUCGUAUGCGCCUUUGGGCCCACAGAAUCACGUGCCACCAUCGAAGUCAAGAAGCUUCAUAUAUACCACGAUGUCAACGGUGCCCAAGAACGACUUGAAAGCGUGGCAUCCUGGGAUGCGCCAUGUCCCCUGCCUUCGCUCACCCAUGACUCAAUAGUAGACCUCCAUCAUUUUUCGGACUCCUCAACAACAUGUUUGGUCCUUGCUGGAGGUGACAUUGUGUUAGUGCGCCAAUAUCCUGAAAAUGGAGAAGAGUUGGUGGAAAUUGUGGGUUCCGUAGAUGCCGGAAUCUCGGCUGCCUGUUGGUCCCCGGAUGAAGAGUUGCUGACCAUUACUACUCUGGCCGAUACUUUACUGUUGAUGAGCCGAGAUAUCGAGAACAUCGCGAGCAUUACGCUUUCACCUGAUGAUGUCAACGCAUCUAACCACGUCUCGGUAGGAUGGGGAAAGAAGGAGACUCAAUUCAAAGGCAAAAGGGCCAGAGCAUUGCAGGAUCCUACUAUGCCAGAAACUGUCGAUGAAGGUGUGCUCAGCCCCUUGGACGACCGCUCAGUGACUAUAAGUUGGCGAGGUGAUGGUGCAUAUUUCGCUGUGAACAAAGUUGAACAGGAGCGCCGACGUAUGAUUCGCGUCUAUUCAAGAGAAGGCCAGCUCGACAGUGUAAGUGAACCUGUUGAUGGACUCGAGGGAGCUCUCAGCUGGCGGCCAUCUGGAAAUCUCAUCGCGGGCACCCGACGCUACGAUGGCCGAAUAGAAGUGGUAUUCUUCGAGCGCAAUGGCCUACGUCAUGGACAGUUUGACUUGCGUUUUACACCUGAAGAGUUGCAGGCUCUGUCGACACCACUCACGCUACGAUGGAAUAGUGACUCCAAUGUUCUGGCUGUAGCGUAUCAGGACAAAGUCCAAUUCUGGACGAUGAGCAAUUAUCACUACUAUCUCAAGCAGGAAAUUAAACUGCCCGAUCAUGCCGUUGGAAACGUACUAUGCACCUGGCAUUCCGAACAGCCGUUACUAGUUGCGUUGACGACCGCCGACGCGCUCCAAGUCCUGGAAUAUGCUUCCAUUGUCGCCUCCGGCUCAGUAGUGCCGCCACAUGAUUUCGGUGUUGUUGCGUCAGUCGACGGGCUAUCACUGAAAUUGACACCAUUAAGAAUCGCCAACGUUCCACCACCCAUGUCACUCCAGCAAAUUGCUUUGGAUCAAAAACCAAUCGACGUUGCUUUCUCUAUGAGCGGGACACGCUUAGCUGUGCUAUCUGAGGAUCACCUCACGGUAUAUGCUGUGGACUUGCAAAAACGCCCGGUGCCUGUGCCUACUCUUCUUUGGCAAAGCAACGGUCUUGCAGGUGUAUCUCCUCGACAAGUUACAUUUGUUGAUCAAGAUCGGAUUUGUGUGUUGACCGAUAGCUGGAGCGAGGAAGAAAGUAGUAUUUGGAUCAGCGAGGGAGCAGAGCUUCUUCCUCAUGGAGUCAUCCUGGAGCCUCAGAACGUUUCGUCUGUCUCUUCAGGUGUGGAUUUCAAAAAAGUGUAUGCCACAUCCCGUGAAGGUGCCAUAUAUGAACUGUUGACUAGCGAAGCGGCGGAGGACCUGCCUCUGUCAAGUUCGUUGGUCACGAGUUUGCCGACUUUUGCGCCAGAAGUGAAGAUGGCAUUUCUCGAAGGAAACUCAGUGGCCUUUGGUCUGUCUAAGAGCGGAGUGCUGAGUGCCAACAAUCGAAUUCUAGUCCGGAACUGUACUUCAUUCGUGGUUACUCUUACUCACCUUAUCUUUACGACCACGCAACACCUUCUUAAAUUUGUACACUUAAAUAACGUAGAUGAACUCGAAAUACCUGCGGACGAGCCACAAAAGGACGAGCGAUGUAGGAAUGUGGAACGCGGAGCCAAACUUGUGACAGUAGUUCCGACGACUUACUCUGUGGUGUUGCAGAUGCCCAGGGGCAAUCUCGAAACUAUUUAUCCUCGUGCUCUUGUUCUCGCAGCCAUUCGACGAAGUAUUGAGGCAGAUCGCUACGACGAAGCUUUCCUCACUUGCCGAAAUCAACGUGUCGACAUGAAUAUCCUACACGACCAUGACCCAGACCGCUUCAUGGCAAGUCUUCCGAAAAUCAUCGACCAAGUCAAGAAGAUAGAGCAUCUGGAUUUACUCCUGUCACAGCUCAGGAACGAAGACGUUUCGAUAACAAUGUAUAAGGAAACGCUAAAGACCAAAGAUCAGAUGAUUAAGGAGACUCAUUCCCCUGAGCAUAUUGCCAACAAAGUGAACCGUAUCUGCGACGGAUUCCUUGCUGUUCUUGAAGAGCCUCAGUACAAGGAAAGUCAUCUACAAAACCUGAUUACGGCCCACGUAUGCAAGGUGCCUGCAGACCUGGAGUCUGGCUUGCAAGUGAUAGGACGACUUCAAGCCUCUAAAGAUCCGCUUACGGAACGAGCUGCCGAACAUAUAUGUUUCCUUGCAGAUGUAAACCAACUCUACGACACAUCGCUCGGGAUCUACAAUCUCGAACUUGCGUUGCUCAUUGCACAACAAUCACAAAAGGACCCUCGAGAGUAUCUUCCACAUCUCCAAUCUCUCCACGACCUCGCGCCACUACGCCGGAAAUUCUCGAUUGAUGACCAAUUAGGUCGCCGUGCCAAAGCCCUUGGACAUCUUAAAGAACUAGAAGUCUUCGAAGAAGUCAAGCAAUACGUCCAGAGGCACACUCUCUAUCCGGAAGCCCUCGGCAUGUACCAAUACGACAUGCCUCACCUCAAGGCCAUCAUGCAACUCUACGCCGACCACCUCAGCAGCACCAACCAACACAAAGAAGCCGCGCUUGCAUACGAAUACCUCCAAGACCACGCCUCAGCAUGGCCCUGCUACCGCUCCGCCAACCUCUGGCGCGAAGCCCUCUCCUCGGCCACCCUCGCCUCCAUCACCCCACCCGAGCUCGAAAACCUCGCCACCUCCCUCGCCGAAGGCCUCGUCGAAGCAAAAGAGUACCUAGCCGCCUCCACAAUCUACCUAGACCACCUCUCCGACCUCCCCACGGCAACCCGCCUCCUCUGCCAAGGCUGCUACUUCGCCGACGCCCUCCGCCUCAUCACCCUGCACAAGCAACUCCCCCUCAUAGAAUCCAUCCUUGACCCGGCUCUCGCCGAGCGCAGCGGCGACAUGACCGAGUUCCUCGCAGACAUGAAGAACCAACUGCAAGCCCAGCUCCCGCGCCUCCACGAGCUCCGCACCAAGAAAGCAGAGAACCCCCUCGCCUUCUACGAAGGCGUCGACGAAGCCGACAUCCCGGAUAACAUCUCCCUUGCACCUACAAAUACUACGUCCGGAGGCACGCUGAUGACGCGGUACACGCAGCGGUCGUCGGGAACAGGGACAAUCAACACGCAGACGACGCGCAAAACGUCCAAGAACAAGCGGCGCGAAGAGCGCAAGCGCGCACGUGGGAAAAAGGGAACGGUAUAUGAAGAGGAGUACCUCGUCAACUCCAUCGAGCGGCUCAUUGAACGCAUCAACAGCAUGCAUGAUGAGAUCCAACGGCUUGUGGAGGGUUUGGUGCGCCGCGGGAUGCGGGAGCGCGCUGAUGCUGUCGCGAGUGCGGUCCAGCUUGUUCUGAAGGGGUGUCGCGAUGCUGUUGCUGAGGUGUAUGCGCCUCAGGCUCAGGGGAUCGCGGGGCAGGAGCAGACCGGGUUGAAUGGUUUAGAGGGGGAUGCGGAAGUGGUUAGGCCUUCUGGGGCGGAUCGGACGUUGAUGGAUAGCAUGGCGGAGAUCGAGAAGAAGCGCGCCGCGCCUGUUGUCAAGGGAUUUGAAAAGUUGGGUUUGCUGGGGUAG